Closterium sp. Naga37s-1 is the source of this 1776-nucleotide messenger RNA. The record is from the annotation of a GenBank genome assembly. NCBI's taxonomy places the organism in Eukaryota, Viridiplantae, Streptophyta, Zygnematophyceae, Desmidiales, Closteriaceae.
AUGUAUCCCGGAUAUCCUCCUGCCGCUUUCGGGCCGACGCAAGCGGCGCAGGCAGCAGGGGGAUUUCCAGGAGGCCCUUCUAUGAUGCCAUCCGCUCCGCAACCAGCUGGCGUUGCUGGCGUUGCCGGCGUUGGUGCUGCUGCGCAACCUUUUGGGUUCCAGCAGAUGCAAGGAGGACAACCCCAAGGAUUUCAGGGGACGGGCGAGCAGCAGCAGAUGGGAGGUGCCAGCCAGCUUGCAGGAGGCCCUGGGGCGCAAACAAGCCAAGACCUGCCUGUGAUCAAGGAUCUCAUUGCCGCAACAGGCCUCGUUAACAGCAACUGGAUGAAGGCCAAGCCCCACCUGGUGUAUGUGCUCGUAUAUGACUUGGUGGUUUCUGGCAAGGGUACACUGGGGUCAGGAGCGGUUCAGAAGGUAGUGCUGUCACACAAGGCGGCUCUCAGAGCGGCGCUGGCUCGGGUGCUGGUGAAGCAGCGAGCAGCAUCAGUGGAGGAACUGCUUGGUCCCUCCAGUGACCCACCUGUUGCUGCCUACCCCCGCUAUGCACGAGUCAACACCCUGUGGACCACCUCCGAUUCAGUGUUGGUGCAAUUUCAGGCCGGCACUUCCCAAGAGAAUGGCGGCAAGGAGGGAGGGAUUGAUGCAGGCGCUAGCAGCAAAAGUGGGGAUGGUGAAAGUGGCGCUAGCAGCAGUGCAGGGAGUGCAGGUUUGAGGGUGGAGGGGGAGGUUUCAGUACAGCAGGACGAGCUGAUCCCAGACGUGCUUGUCUUUCCCCCGGGCACAGAGCUGCACCGACACGCUCUGGUGGAGAAAGGCGACCUCAUUCUGCAGGGUCGCGCCAGCUGCUUCCCCGCGUUCAUCCUCGCGCCUCGCCCCGGGUGGCAUGUGUUGGACGCAUGUGCAGCGCCGGGCAACAAGACAUCCCACGUGGCUGCACUCAUGGCGAACACAGGGCGGCUCACAGCAUGCGAGAGAGAUGCCAAGAGAGCUGCUCUUUUGAGGAAGAAUCUGGACAAGGCCGGGGUGACGUGUGCACACGUGCAUGAGGGGGAUUUUCUCGCCAUCGACCCUGCCUCACCUGAAUUCGCCGAUGUGCAAGCCAUCCUGCUCAACCCCUCCGAGGAGACCUGCUCCUUUCUCAAUGGGAACCUCUUGCGGAGUAAUGAAGGAUUCGAAACGCAGCAAGUCGUGUGGUCGCCGUUGAAACCCCUCCGAGGAGACCUGCUCCUUUCUCAAUGGGGCCUCGUUGUGCGCCCCUGUGUUGCGUGUGUGCUGCUACAUCCUUCCCUCUCCCCCAAUUCCAGGGCUGGCGGGAGAGGGAGCAAGGGCGGGGAGAGUGGAAGGAGAGGUGGGGGGAGAGGCGGGGGGAGAGGCGAGGUGAGAGGUGGGGGGAGAGGUGGGGGGAGAGGUGGGGGGAGAGGCGGGGGAAGAGAUGGGGGAAGAGGCGGGGGGAGAGGGGGCAAGGAGGAGGGGAAUGGGGGGAUUGAAGGAGCAGAGGCCAGCAGCGGACGCCAGGGGGAGGACGAGCGGGUGGAGAGAUUGGCUCGUUUCCAGGAAGCCGCGCUGAGGCAUGCCCUCUCAUUCCCAUCAGCAGAGCGCAUCACCUACAGCACAUGCUCCAUCAACGAGAGGGAGAACGAGGCAGUGGUAGCAGCAGUGCUCCCUGCGGCUCUCUCCUGUGGCUUCCGCCUCGCCCCGGCCCUGCCCGCCUGGCCCAGGAGAGGGAUGCUGUCCUACCCUUUUGGUAAGUACGCCCCUUUCAAAUCCGCCAUGUGA